Molecule: messenger RNA, 1293 nt
Organism: Gaeumannomyces tritici R3-111a-1
Lineage: Eukaryota; Fungi; Ascomycota; Sordariomycetes; Magnaporthales; Magnaporthaceae
Exons: 4
Coding region: 102-926 (274 amino acids)
Molecular function (GO): GTPase activity; GTP binding
Source: RefSeq, a predicted model, not a curated record
GGGACGGACAGCAUCGACCCCAGGGAGACAAGUCAAACUCCAGUCACAUAUUCUUGACACUGGCGGAGCAGCCCUUCGGUCACGGCAGAAACCUACCCGCCAUGGUGGGGUCAAUGCAAUGGACAGAGGAAGAGACCAGGUAUCUGAGGGCCAUACUCACAUGGCAGGCGAAACCCGACCACAAAAGAGCGUCUUUGAGAAACAGCACUCUUGCCCUGACCGAAAAUCAGGAUGAGAUGAAGAAGCCUGUGGGGGACCUGCGCAUCCUCGUCGUCGGAGCCGAGGGGUGCGGUAAGACAAGCAUUCUGACCAGGUUCUGCACAGAUGCGUUCCGCGGAGACGCUGGGCCGGCCGACUCCUCCUUCGAGGGCGGCUGCCGGCGCCUCGUCGAGGUCGGCGGCCAGAACUACGCAGCCGACGUGCUCGAGCUGCCGGGCAGGCACCUCUCGGCCGACGUGAUGUUGCAGAACGCCCUCAACAUCACUGAGGGGGCUGUCCUGGUUUACGACGUGACGGACCGCACCUCGCUUGCCCUCGCGGCCCGCAUCCAGCACUACAUCAAGGACGCAGUCGGCCCCCGCGAGUACGGCCUGCUGCUCGUGGGCAACAAGAGCGACACUAGUGGCGAGACCGGAAGGGUCAUUCCCGCGACUGACGGCAAAGUGGUCGCUGUUUCCUUCGAUAUGGAGUGCGGCUUCAUGGAAGCCAGCGCCAGGACCGGCGAAAAUGUUGCCGCCAUCUUCCCGGCCAUCGGACAUGAAAUACUCCGGCUCAGGCUUCUGAGCAGAGAACAGAGGGAAGAGGCAGAAAUGGCCGCAAUGCUGAACAUGAAAGCGCAGACGGGAGCGGCCAUGAGGAGCAGGCGAGGGAUAUGGAAAACAAUCACGAGCCCCUUUGCUAGGCGGCGAAGCGCCAUGCCACUCUGACGCGCCGUAGGCCUUCUAGGCGGUGGUGGUAUUCAAGGGUCGGUGAUGGUAAUCUUUGCUUUCCACAUGACUGGAUGCGAGGCCCUUAUUUGUCGUCUUUGUUGUUUCUCUGUUCUUUUCCUCUUUCUGGAUGCAUGUGAUCGGAAUGGGACAUGACGCUCGGUAUUCGUCCAUACCGAAUCUCCAAUGUCACCAUUCAUUCUCCAACAACCACGUCUAUCGUAGGCUUCAAUGGCUAUCCUACAACCGAAGCAACACAUAAUCAGUUCGCGAGAAUCCGAUACCUCGGCAUCCAUACAAGUGCAAUAACACAGGCACCAAUACUGUCUUCUCCAAGUCAAUACCAUCGCCGUUUUUGCCGAGGUAA